Messenger RNA from Octopus sinensis (East Asian common octopus), 1646 nucleotides. Its product is annotated as tripartite motif-containing protein 59-like. The transcript is spliced from 5 exons. NCBI's taxonomy places the organism in Eukaryota, Metazoa, Mollusca, Cephalopoda, Octopoda, Octopodidae. Gene Ontology annotation, cellular component: chromatin; nucleoplasm. The coding region runs from base 226 to 1497 and encodes 423 amino acids. The record is from RefSeq and is a predicted model, not a curated record. Gene Ontology annotation, molecular function: zinc ion binding; ubiquitin-protein transferase activity. Gene Ontology annotation, biological process: positive regulation of DNA-templated transcription.
UCUCUCUCUCUCUCUCUCCCCUUUCUUGUGGUUACCAAUCACUGCCGACACUACCAUCACUGUCGCUAAAAUCAAUACAACCACAACAGCAGCCAGAACUAACAUUUCAUUCAUUGUAGCAGAUCUGGGCAUUAUUAUCAUCACCUAUCUUCCAUCAUCAGGUUUGUAGCCGCUUCAAGGCGUACGGAUCGACCCAGAUCCCAAAUUUCGAGUAGAAGGAUUUAAAUGGUUUGUUUCAGCAUUACAAUGCUGGCAGCAAUGAAUGAAGACAAUGCUGUGUUAUCGGGUCGUAACCUUAUCAUUGACGAGAGUAGUUUUGAGGAGAACUUCUUGCGGUGCAUGAUUUGUCGGGAGAAAUUCAGCAAACAAGAACACCUACCAAAAUUUCUACAAUGCAAUCACACUUUCUGCUUGCUGUGUUUGAAAAAUGUUCUUAAACAUGCUAAUAACAACAGCCAAACCUUAAGACCUGAUAAAAAUAUCCUUAGGUGUCCAACUUGCAGAAAGGAGACAUGUUUGCCAUACCAUUCAGUUGAUUCCUUACCAACUGACCACAGAAUCAUCCAAAUGAUGGACUUUCUGUCUGUGCAACAGACAGAUCUUAGGUUGAAGAGUCAGUGUAUGAAACAUGGUAACCAACCAGUGUACUUUUUCUGCAGCAAGUGCAGACUUCCAGUAUGCCAAGACUGUACCAUUUUUGACCAUAAUGAACAAGAUGGUCAUAUCAUUACAGACUUAAAAACUGAGUUGGAGAGUAGCGCAGAACGUUUCACAGAAAUUGGUAAACGGUGCCAAGAAUGCAUCAAGUCUGCACGAGAGAUGAUAAAUGGACACACAACAGCUUCCAAGAGACUUGAUGUCAUUGAGAAGCAGAUUAAGUGUAUCAUAAAGGAAACCUUCAUCGAGUACCGUCUACUGCUUGAGAAAAGGGAAAAAGCACUUGCAGAAAAGGCCACUGAGAUGAUACGAGAGCAGAAGUCCAAAAAAGACAGUAGGUUUGAAGAGCCAGAUUUGACUGAAGAUUCUUUAGAGCGCCACAAGAGGUCCUUUCCAAAAGUCAGAAGGGGGUCGAAUGAUAUGUUUCGUUUUUUCAACAUUGAAAAGGAAAUUGAUAGCAUCAUCAAAAAAGAUGAAGCAACAGACAGCGAUGACACAGAUGAUAAACACUCACAGACCACAAGUCUGGAGAGAUACAAUGAGGUGCAACUCACCGAUGAACUGAAUAGUCUUGACCAGGUUAUUAUGCAGUUGGAUCCAACUCUGAAGAAUCCAUUGCAUACGAUGGAACCACCAAGAGCAAGCAAAUUCGAAGACAGAGGUGUUGUCACAUAUCCUGCGAGGGAUGCUGAAAGUGGAGAACAUCUGAACAUGACUAUGAAAGAGAAGCUGGAAUCUUAUGAAAAUUGGAUCAGCCAAGCUGCAACAUUGGAACGUCGGCGAACUUUGUUAACGUCGGUGAAACAAGACAACAGGCAGCAGCAAGGGGAGGUAAUCUAACCAGCUAGCAAGAUAAGGAUGAGAGUAGCUGAGAUGGAAAUGUAAUUCAACGACAUAUGCGCGAAAUGAAGAUAGAAAGUCAUAUAGAUUCUUGUUUAGAUUUUUAAAAAACCUCACCUUCUUCCACACAAAACGAAAAAAAAAAAAAA